This is a messenger RNA of Pestalotiopsis fici W106-1, 261 nucleotides long. RefSeq lists its product as uncharacterized. The transcript has a single exon. The record is from RefSeq and is a predicted model, not a curated record. Lineage: Eukaryota; Fungi; Ascomycota; Sordariomycetes; Amphisphaeriales; Sporocadaceae. Bases 1 to 261 code for a protein of 86 amino acids.
AUGCCAGAGUUUAUAGUGUUAGGCCAGAUUCUAGCUCAGGUCGAGGCAAUGAACCUGGGUAUUGAACCUGAUCUUGGAAUCGCAAAGAGCGGUCGAGAUCACCUACGUAAUUGCAUCAAUCUCUUGCAGGAAAGAAUGGAUGCAAUCUCUGCGAUACAUCCUGAAAAUAUUGUCUUUACUCCAACGGAAAUAGGAGACCAGGACAGUCUGGGUUUGGACUUUGACUUGGAUUUUUUCUUGGGCGAUGCGGACUAUCAAUAA